Molecule: messenger RNA, 1989 nt
Organism: Didymodactylos carnosus
Lineage: Eukaryota; Metazoa; Rotifera; Eurotatoria; Philodinida; Philodinidae
Source: the annotation of a GenBank genome assembly
AUGGCUGGUCUAAGUAAAAUAGCUCCCGUUUAUCGACACGGCUUUAUAUUAGCAUCAAGUAUGGCUUUGAGUUAUUGGUGGACAUUAAGAUGGCUAAAGGCUCGUUCGAAAAAACUUUUAACAAAAGAUGUCAAUUCGGCUAUCGGUGCUAGACUUAUGAAAAAAGAUAAAGUUGCGGUUGAUAAAAAAUUUCUACGAAAUAUUUUAAUAUUAUUGAAAAUACUCGUACCAAAACUAAUCUCAGGCGAGACAUUUUAUUUAGUACUUAUUGCUUGCGCUUUAAUCGCAAGAACAUAUGCAGACGUCUGGAUGAUUCAGAACAGUACUGCUGUGGAAAGUGCCAUUAUUGGUCGUAGUUCAAAAUUAUUUAAAGCCAGUCUCUCAAGAUUUGUUUAUGCAAUGCCAAUGAUUUCAUUAGUCAACAACGCCUUAAAAUAUGGAUUAGACGAAUUAAAAUUGCGAUUUCGAUGCCGUUUAACGAAAUACUUGUACGAUCAAUAUUUAAAAGGUUUUACAUAUUAUCAAUUAAAUAAUUUGGAUAGUCGCAUAACUAAUGUAGAUCAGUUGUUAACCCAAGAUGUUGAAAAAUUUUCAACUUGUAUUGCGGAUUUAUACACGAAUAUUAGCAAACCAUUUUUAGACAUUAUCAUUUUUUCAAAAAAGCUCACAAGUUCAAUUGGGCCCACUGGUCCAUCCUAUAUGGUUCUUUAUCUCUUAUUCUCUGGAUUUAUUUUGACAAGAUUACGACGGCCCGUCGGUAUGAUGACCGUUACUGAGCAACAAUUUGAAGGCGAAUUUCGUUAUGUCAAUUCGAGAUUAAUAACGAAUUGCGAAGAAAUAGCAUUUUAUAAAGGAAAUCGACGUGAACAAAUAAAUAUUCGUGAUAGUUUUGAUCGUUUGAUUAAGCAUUUGCGUAGUUUUAUUAUAUUUCGCAUGUCAAUGGGUUUUAUUGAUAAUAUCGUUGCUAAAUAUAUUUCAACAUGUGUUGGCUACUAUGUUGUUUCAAGACCAUUUUUAAGUCUGGCGGAUAAUAAAUAUGCGAAUGCAUCACAAAGUGAAUUAUUAGAAGAUUAUUAUACAUCUGGUCGAAUGUUGGUAAAAAUGGCCGAAGCUGUCGGCAGAUUGGUUUUGGCUGGAAGAGAAAUGACAAAAUUAGCAGGAUUUACCACACGUGUUACUGAUUUGAUGACCGUUCUACGUGAUAUUAAUCAAGGAAAAUAUGUGAGAACAAUGAUCAGUAAUGCCAGCACAAAUAAUAACAAUAUUAAUCAGAAUAGUAGUCAACCAAAACUUGGUUUGGGCAAAAUCCAAUUACAAGAUCGAAUUAUUAAAUUUGAAAACGUUCCAUUGAUCACUCCAAAUGGCGAUGUAUUGAUUGAAAGUCUCAAUUUUACUGUCAAAUCUGGUCAAAAUGUUAUUGUCUGUGGACCGAAUGGUUGCGGAAAAUCAAGUUUAUUUCGAACAGUUGGUGAACUAUGGCCGAUUCAUGGGGGUACUCUGACGAAACCGAGUGCGGGACAAUUAUUUUAUAUUCCACAAAAGCCAUAUAUGACAAUCGGAACGUUACGUGAUCAAAUAAUUUAUCCAGAUUCCAGUGAUGAUAUGCGUCGCCGUGGUUUAACAGACAAAGAUUUAUUAGAAUUGUUAGAACGAGUUCAAUUAACUUAUAUACUACAACGUGAAGGUGGAUUUGAUGCAACACAAGAUUGGAUGGAUGUACUAAGUGGUGGAGAAAAACAAAGAAUUGCGAUGGCUCGAGUGUUUUAUUCAAAGCCGCAGUUUGCAAUUCUUGAUGAAUGCACCAGUGCUGUUUCGGUAGAUGUCGAAGCAAAUAUGUAUGAAUAUUGUAAAACGGUUGGUAUUACAUUAUUCACAGUCUCUCAUAGAAAAUCAUUGUGGAAACAUCAUGAAUAUUGCUUGUAUAUGGAUGGCAGGGGGAAAUAUGAGUUUAAACAUAUUGAUGAAAAUACUCUCGAAUUUGGAUCUUAA